Messenger RNA from Neohortaea acidophila, 2061 nucleotides. RefSeq lists its product as uncharacterized. Lineage: Eukaryota; Fungi; Ascomycota; Dothideomycetes; Mycosphaerellales; Teratosphaeriaceae. The coding region runs from base 1 to 2061 and encodes 686 amino acids. Gene Ontology annotation, biological process: regulation of DNA-templated transcription. The record is from RefSeq and is a predicted model, not a curated record. Gene Ontology annotation, molecular function: DNA-binding transcription factor activity, RNA polymerase II-specific; zinc ion binding. The transcript has a single exon.
AUGCAAGUCGCUCCCAACAGCCGCGGUGGAAGGCCGAGCGAGCCUUCUCACGACCUACGUCUCAAUGCUCAGCACGCUGAAAUACAUGCAAAAGAGCCUGUGUCUGCAAAUGAACAACACACCCAAUCAGCCCUUGACACACUUGCAGAAGUCUCUCGACGCCAUCUUGAUUAUUCUCAACCAAAUCAUCUCGAGCACGACCCCGAAUACGACACCCAAGGCGCGGACGAUCGUCUGGCAGAUGAAACACUGCUUUCCGAACUCCAAAAUCACGGUAUCAUCACUGCGGCCUAUGUCUCUCUAUUCAUCGCGCGCUCACAUUAUUCAGUCAGGAACUUAUCCGCCCACACCUCCCCUCCGAGCAGUUCACACCCGGCAACAACAACGUUCGACGCUUCACCGCUUGUUGAAGCUGCAUCUGCCGCUAGUAGACAGCUGGAACUAGACCAGGGACAACGAUCGAUGCAAGAUCAGGCCCACCUUCCGCUCGACCCUCAGCUGAAGAUGACCUCGCCGGAAUUGCGUACUUCUCCCAACAUCCCUGCACCAGUCGUACCCACUCGCAACGAGUCCCAAACGAUGACAUGGACACCCAAAUCUGUGAAUACCUCUCAAGCAUCACUUGGCGCCUUCCGCCUAGCCUCCGAUUAUCCUUCAGAAGGCUUCGGCCUGUUGCAGAAGCCCACAAAUAGCAACAAACGAGGUCGAUUCGAUGAUGAGCGGCGCAAGGAAGUCUCGGAGAUUCGAAAACGCGGUGCAUGCAUCAGAUGUCGGAUGCUCAAGAAACCGUGUUCAGGCGAAACACCGUGCAGCACCUGCAAGAAUGUAGAGUCCGCGCGUGUUUGGAAGACCAGAUGUCUACGAACUAGACUUGUGGACGAGUUUACGCUUUGGUCAUUGGGCCUUUUCCACGGCAAGGUAAGAGUCAGAGAAGGAAGGGUACUGCAAGACAGAGUUCAGUCGCUGUCGCCUGGGCAUGGACAUGGACGCGCUCGGCUUUCAACCGACGGCGAUCGAUGGUUCAGCGUAACAACGAAGGCGUACAGUAACGAUGGGGAGGAUGUCAGCUCGUCAGCAGUCAUGGCAUUGGUAGAAGAUGAACAUUUGGAAGCUGCCCUCGCCGGAUACGCGGAAGCUUCUUUCGACACACUCGAAGAACAAAGGAGCUCCGAUUUCAUGCGAACCACUUUGGAAUGUGCGCAUCGUCUCACCCAAGACCUCGAGAUGCAACCCAGCUCUGCAAACAGCACUGGCGGAUCUGGCCCGAUAUCACCACGACCCUCCUACAAUCUCCACAGCCAACUCCUCCAAAACUGUAUCAAGCUCUACAACCUCACUGACAUGCUUCUUGCUCCCUACGAGAAGUGGUCGAUACAACUACAAUCUUCUACAGGAGUUGAAGCCGUCGACGCUUCUGAACAACCCUUCACCGACCUCCCAGCAUCCUCUCCAAGCCGCCAUUUGAUAAUCGAUCAGAUCAAAGCUGCAAUUGAGCUUCACUGCAGCAAGCUCUGCAAGACGGCGAUGAACGAGCUUGAAAGGCAACUGCUGCAACGACAGCAGGUCUCGCGAUUGGUCACCUUCAUCUCGGCCGUCAUUCUUUUGAGUUGCGUGGAGCGCAUGACGGGCUUAUUCCACUCUUUUGAUACUGUAACGGGGACGGACGACGCCCAAGCUCGUUCGAACAUGAAGGAAGAUGAUGAUGAUUGGCCACUGGAGGUGCCGCCCUCAGCUUUCUGGAUCCAAGGACAGCAGUUCGCAGAUCUGCUUGUCAUGCUCUUACGCCUGCGUGCCCUGCCGCCCAGAACUAUAGUCAAUGCUAACGGUGCACUGGUCGUCAGUCGGGAUCCCAAUUCACUUAUACGAGCUCAGAGCAGGACAUCAGGGGACCAGAUGGCCGAAUCGGCUAGAAUGGCGGCUGAUUGGCUUGAACCUUUGCAGUUGAAAGCGACCGAUCUUGUGAGGAAGAGGGAUGAUGGCGCACCGGGCGUGGAAGAGGGCGUGGAGGCGUGGGAGCUGAAGUUUGUGGCUUCACUGCUAUUGCCUGAGAACUAUCGGUGA